AAAAAAAAUUAAACCCUUAAACCAGCAUUAGACUCUCAGCCAUGGCUUCGCGCUUAAGAUCAGUCUCAAAGCCAGCAUUCUCUAUCCUGAAAUCCACCAUACACAAGUCAACCCUUAAACCCAGUGCCGCAUCUCCUCACUUUCAUGUUUGCCCCUCGUAUCCCACAUUUCCAAGGCCCGUUUCUCAAUUAGGUUCUCUUCAAUCUCUGCUUCCUCUCCACUCAGCGGUGUCUUCAGCUCGGCUCACCUCAUGUCUUGGAACCGAUUCAAUGUGUUCGAGGUCGUUGUCUCAGGAAUUAGGUCUCAGUGUGCCUCGAUAACAAAUCAAAAUUCGAAGGAAGUAACGCAUGAUGGACGAGGGUCGCUGCUUUCCUUCUUUCGUGUGUCCGUUGGGAGUUUUAAUUUAGUUCGCAAGUUUGCCUUUUCAUUAUUAGUUGAAUUGAAUUUCUAUUGUCCCCGAUUCUUCGAAUAUUACAGAUGUUCUCUUCAGAUUGGAAGCUUAUUCCAUGGAUUCUCAGACAAUUUAUACGUGUCUUGUUUUA
Molecule: messenger RNA, 542 nt
Organism: Hibiscus syriacus
Lineage: Eukaryota; Viridiplantae; Streptophyta; Magnoliopsida; Malvales; Malvaceae
Product: protein NONRESPONDING TO OXYLIPINS 2, mitochondrial-like
Exons: 3
Coding region: 42-320 (92 amino acids)
Source: RefSeq, a predicted model, not a curated record